GGGUGUACUUUUCCCGGUUGCGUUGCUACCGCGUCUCUUGUGGCCUAAGAACCUCAAGUGAUAUAGUAUCUAGAUUCAUUAUUUCGAGUUUCUUUCUAUUUCUUUCUAUACGGCACUCUGUCAAGGUCUCCUCCCUCCCAUCCAUCUGAGUCUGAGUGUGUCUACUCAUCUCACUCAUUUGCUUACAAGAAGAAAACCCCUCAAUUUCCCUGAAAGUUUGGUUUUUCUGUGCAACAAUCAUCAAUGGCUGCAGCUUUAAGUGAUUCCAUACCCUCUGUAAACAAGGCUUGGGUGUACUCAGAAUAUGGACAGUCUGCAGAUGUUUUGAAAUUUGAUCCAAAUGUUGCUGUGCCUGAAAUAAAGGAAGACCAGGUGCUCAUCAAAGUGGUUGCUGCAUCUCUUAACCCAAUUGAUUUCAAGAGGAUGCUUGGGUAUUUCAAGGAGAUCGACUCUCCUCCACCUACGGUUCCUGGGUAUGAUGUUGCUGGUGUGGUGGUGAAGGUGGGAAGCCAAGUGACGAAGUUUAAGGUGGGGGAUGAAGUAUAUGGGGAUCUCAAUGAGAAUGCUUUGGUGAACCCAAAAAAGUUUGGGUCUUUGGCAGAGUACACUGCUUCAGAAGAAAGAGUGUUGGCUCUCAAACCCCAAAAUCUGAGUUUUGUUGAAGCUGCUAGCCUUCCCCUGGCUCUGGAGACCGCCUAUGAAGGGCUUGAACGGACUGAGUUUUCUGCUGGUAAAUCUAUUCUUGUUUUAGGAGGCGCUGGGGGAGUGGGAACACAUGUUAUUCAGCUAGCGAAACAUGUUUUUGGUGCUUCAAAAGUAGCAGCUACUGCAAGCACUAAAAAACUGGAUUUGCUGAGAAGCUUGGGUGCUGAUUUGGCUAUUGAUUACACCAAGGAUAACUUUGAAGACCUGCCUGAGAAAUUUGAUGUGGUAUAUGAUGCAGUUGGGCAGUCUGACAGGGCAGUGAAGGCAGUGAAAGAAAACGGGAAGGUUGUAACAAUCUUUGGUUCAGUAACGCCACCAGCGCUCACAUUUGUGCUGACUUCAACUGGGACUAUAUUGGAGAAGCUGAAGCCAUACUUGGAGAGUGGGAAAGUGAAGCCGGUGCUUGAUCCCACAAGCCCAUAUCCCUUUUCUAAGACUAUUGAAGCAUUUGCCUACCUUGAAACCUCCAGAGCUACAGGAAAGGUCGUUGUGCAUCCCAUCCCUUAAGAUGAUAGAGAUUGUGCAGGCAGGAAAUCAGUCAGUUUGUGUUUUAUAUAUAUUUGUAAUCUUCUGCUGGUUGUUUGAACUUGUAAUCUUGUAAUAAUGGUUGUGCAUCCCAUCCCGUAAGAUGAUGCAUGUUUUAUAUACUUAUAUGGAGUUGGUUGGGAGUUUGGGUACUUUGCACUCUGUUUUCUUCCUGGUUGCUCAUUGCAGGUAACAAAGUUGAACAGUCAGAUAUAACCUUGUAAAUUUUGUGAUAUAGUGGGGUAGAAACCACUUCAUAUAUUCAUCGUAUUGGCCCCUGGCUAUUUCCCUU
This is a messenger RNA of Prunus persica (peach), 1522 nucleotides long. RefSeq names its product 2-methylene-furan-3-one reductase. The record is from RefSeq and is a predicted model, not a curated record. Gene Ontology annotation, molecular function: oxidoreductase activity, acting on the CH-CH group of donors, NAD or NADP as acceptor; zinc ion binding. NCBI's taxonomy places the organism in Eukaryota, Viridiplantae, Streptophyta, Magnoliopsida, Rosales, Rosaceae. Bases 244 to 1212 code for a protein of 322 amino acids. The transcript has 4 exons.